GACCAGAGAAGCACUUGGAAAGGCUUCCCUAUGUGCAGACGCAGAAUUCUUGAAAUCGAGUUGAUUGGAGAACUCACGCAUCUGCACUAGGAGGAGGUGUUGUAGGUCACAGUGUGGGGCUGAAGUUCAGAUAUCCCGGAAAACUUUCUGAGACAGGACUGCAAUAUGGGAUGCUGGAGAGGACUGACCUGUCUCUUGCUGCCUGUGUGGGCAGGGAUGGGUUCGGUGGCUUUGGGGGUCGGCCCCCACGCGAAGGGGAGAGACGCUCCGGAAAGACUGCAGCAUCGGGUGCAACAUGGACCUUGUGCCUACACUUUCCUGCUGCCAGAAAUUGGGGGCUGUGACUCCCCAGCAUCGGAGUACCAGGUUUCGAACUCACUCCAGAGGGAUGCUGCAUCCCUAGCCGAGGCCACGUGGCCUGUCAAAAAGUUUCAGCAGCUGGAAAACAUCAUGGAGAACAAUACCCAAUGGCUGCAGAAGCUGGAGAGCUACAUCCAGGAGAACGCCAGGAUGGAAAUGUCCGACAGCCAUUUCAGUGCUGUACAUAACCACACAGCAACCAUGUUGGAAAUUGGCACCAGCCUUUUGAACCAAACCGCUGAGCACGCCCGCAAGCUUACUGAUGUAGAGAUGCAGGUCCUCAACCAGACCUCGCGGCUGGAAAUCCAAGUAUUGGAAAACUCCCUGUCUACCAACAAGCUUGAGAAACAGCUGCUGUUGCAGACCCAUGAGAUCAACAAACUCCAAGAGAGGAACAGCUUCCUAGAGAAAAAGAUCCUGGCUAUGGAAGGGAAACGGGAGGAAGAACUUCACAACCUCAGGUCUGAGAAGCUGGAAAUGCAGAGGCUGCUCUCCAAGCAGAUGGACCUUGUGGUCCAUCUGGAGCAACGUCUGGGCACAGCCCUGCUCAACAACACAGCCCUGCAGAGACAGCAGACCUCGCUGGCAGAGACGGUGAAGCACCUGAUAGGCUUGGCGGCCCAGUGCAACCAAAUUUCUCUCGGGCCCCCAGAAGAUCAAAAGACAUUCAAGGACUGUGCGGCUGCGUACAAAUCAGGUUUCUCCACCAGCGGAGUCUAUACCCUGUGGUUUCCUAACACGACAUCCACCGCGAAAGUGCUUUGCGACAUGGAGACCAAUGGAGGAGGCUGGACUGUACUCCAGCACCGGAAGGAUGGUUCUGUGGAUUUCCAGCGCACCUGGAAGGAAUAUAAAGAGGGUUUUGGGUCCCCGCCUGGAGAAUAUUGGCUGGGCAACAACUUUAUCCACUUGAUCACCAAACAAAGUCCCUACUCCCUCUAUAUCAAGCUCCAAGAUUGGGAAAACAACGAGGCCUAUGCCACCUAUGAGCACUUCCAAGUAGGCCCUGAGGAGCAAAACUACCGACUUUAUGUGAGGAGCUACAGCGGCACAGCCGGGCGCACAAGCAGCCUCAGUCCCUCAGGGACGGACUUCAGCACCAAAGAUAUCGACAACGACCGCUGCGCGUGCAAGUGUGCGCAGAUGGCUGGUGGAGGGUGGUGGUUUGACGCUUGUGGGCCCUCCAACUUGAAUGGCAUUUAUUACCCGCCCAGCCCUGCCAUGAUCAGAUACAACGGCAUGAAGUGGCAUUACUGGAAGGGACCCAGCCACACUCUCAAGGCAACCACCAUGAUGAUCCGCCCUGUGGAUUUCAGAGAGGAGAAAGGCAGCGCGCCGUGAGCGGCCAUGUGGCUGAGAUGGACGGAUUGGGUGGGAGGGACGAGCAAGUUCAACCGAAACCCCAACGCAGCGCUGUGGCUCCCUUCAAACUUCUUUCAAGCUCAGUGGAGGAUGGUGAACAGCUCAUCGGUGGACUGGGACUAGGGCUGGCUGGACCCGUCCGUCUUUGUUCUUGCCGAGAUGGUUGGAUUUUUGAGGUCAAGCAUGUUCUGCCCUGUUUCUGCAGAAGUUUGUGAUUUAAGAACAGAAAGAAAUAUGUACAGAAAUCCAUACUUUUGUGUGCAUUUUUGCUGAAAUGUACCUUUAAAAAAAAAAAAGAUCCCCCCAAGUAUUUUCCAUUGCUGUAAUGCAGCUUUGUGCAUACUUUUCUGAAAUACAUGCAUUUGGUGUUCAUUGCUCCCUAAUAUUCAAAUCUUUGUGCACAUUUUUCCCUGAUGAACUGCAUCACCAAGUGCGGAUUCAGGGAUGCAACUGUGUCUCAACUUGUAUAUUGGGAGGUGCAAAUUUGCUAAGUUUCGAUUAAAACCUCAACAAAUUUCUUACUAAAUUAAGACAGCACUGUGGUGUAUGUUGGUAACCACAGGGGGGAAGUAGUCAUAGGAGAAGCACGAUGUACCACACCAUGCAAAUCUAGAUCAUGAAGUUUUAAUAUAUGGAUAAUUGUCUGGGAAAGUAGAGAUAAACUUGAAAUGUAUUAGGAAAUAAUGUUUUAACUUCUGCCUUCUCCAAGUCAAUUAUGAGAACCAAGGUUUCACCAUCACCAUUGCAGCAAAAAUUUGAACAGGUUCCAACCCCAAGGCAACUUUUUUUUUAGAUAACCCCACCCUUUCAGAACUGUAAAUAUUUCUAGUUGGGGGGGGGGGAUCCAUUCCAGAGAUAGAAGCAAGAGAGAGCUUCUGGGUAUAUAGGUAGAUAAUUGCAGCUAUGGCAGGAGAUAAUACACACAUUUUGACCUAUGCUUUUAAUCCUUUUUUUUUUUCCAGUCCCUCUUACACAUCUGUAGCAGAGGACCACUUGUUGAGAAUUCUCUCAUUCUCCACAUUCUUAGAUUAUCACCUUGUCUCCCAGUGCCUGGUAUGAAAUCAAAUGUUAGUGAUGAAGGUGGAAGCUGAUUUGUCCCACUAAAUAAAGCUAAGUUUAUCUCUGUU
Molecule: messenger RNA, 2849 nt
Organism: Elgaria multicarinata webbii
Lineage: Eukaryota; Metazoa; Chordata; Lepidosauria; Squamata; Anguidae
Product: angiopoietin-2-like
Exons: 9
Coding region: 166-1701 (511 amino acids)
Source: RefSeq, a predicted model, not a curated record